CUCUGAGGAAGACGAUGAGAUGAUGCUAUUUGUUUUCCCAGCUUUAUAUCUAGCUUCCAUUGCUCACGAAACAGAAAGUACACCAAUGCGCAGUGAUGCAGAAUGGAUAUGUGAAGUUCUUGAAGAUGACCGAGGUCAGGGCUAUGAAAAACUUCAAAUCGAGCCUCGUAUUCUCCGUGACUUCUCAAGAUAUGUUAGGUCAAAACAUCUUCUGCGGAAUACAAGAGGUUUGUCUGUAGAAGAGCAAAUUGGCAUGUUUAUCUACAUGCUCUCACGAAAUGCUAAUUUUGAGAAACUGAGUGCUAGAUUUGAGCGCAGUAGAGAGACAAUUCAUAGACAUAUCAAGGCAUGCUUUGAUGCAACCAUCUCAGUGAAAGGUGACUUUGUGAAGCAUCCUCCUUCAACUGAGACUCAUUGGAAGAUAUCGUCUGAUCCACUCUACGGGCCUUACUUUGAGAACUGUAUAGGGGCAAUUGAUGGGAUCCAUGUUCCUGUGACAAUAUCAGAUAGAGAAGCGGCUCCAUAUCGAAACAGAGAAGGAUCCCUCACUCAAAAUAUGAUGCUUGCUUGUGAUUUUGAUCUGAAUUUCGUCCAUGUGUCUCAUGGUCAUGAAGGAUCUGUGUCUGAUGCAGCGGUCUUGUAUUCUGCUAUUGAAUCUGGAUUUCAAGUUCCCGGAGGCAAGUACUAUUUGGUAGACGGGGGUUAUCCAAACACGGCUUGUUUUCUUGCUCCUUAUAGCGGGGUCCCUUACCAUACUGAAGAGCAAGAGCAGAGAAAUUGCCAACCAGGAGACUACAAGGAGCUGUUCAAUCUUCGCCAUGCACACCUGCGUAACCAUAUUAGGCAUGCCAUACGUAUACUGAAGAUGAGAUUUCCCAUUCUGAAUGUUGCAACGUUUUACCGGUUUGAGACUCAGCUGAAAAUUCCUGCAGCAGCAGUGGUGCUGCACAAUAUAAUUCAGAGGCAAGGAGGUGACCACGGAGGAUUUUCAAGUAACUGGACAAUCCCAGUUUCAACCCGUAAGACUGUGGCUUUGCCUAGCGGGGAUGAUGUAUAUGGAAAUGAUGUUGCAGCACUGAACAGUCAAUGCGACGCGGGAAAUGCUUUUAGAGAUGGUAUUGCAGAGAAGAUGUGGGCUGAUUAUGUAAGAAACAGGUGGACCAUAGAGGAAGAAACAUAGGUGUACAAGUACUAAAAUACUUUGCCAAUUGCCAUUUUCCUAAACUUCACAAUAUAACAGGCUGACCUGGUAGAAGAAUGAAGGCAACUGGAAGUGUGGAAGAAGCCUUAAUGUCGAGGGGCUUUGAUAUGUGUUACACAAUGAUCUGCACGAGAUGCGUGUUGUUUCAUGAACGCUGCAUAUUUUUUCCGUUGUCGUGAAUCAAGAUUGAGUGGUUGAGAUGUUUGUACAUCUGCAAGGCGGCACUUCCAUGCCCUGCAUCUGCCAAGUAACUUGAAUUUCUGAAGUUCUAUUUUGGUCAACCAUAUAGGUAUCUGUAGCAUUUGUUUAGGACAUAUUAUCUUCUAUUCUGUCUCAGUGAG
Lolium rigidum is the source of this 1542-nucleotide messenger RNA. RefSeq names its product putative nuclease HARBI1. NCBI's taxonomy places the organism in Eukaryota, Viridiplantae, Streptophyta, Magnoliopsida, Poales, Poaceae. Bases 20 to 1180 code for a protein of 386 amino acids. The record is from RefSeq and is a predicted model, not a curated record. The transcript has 2 exons.